Messenger RNA from Rhododendron vialii, 1612 nucleotides. RefSeq names its product DNA repair protein XRCC2 homolog. Gene Ontology annotation, biological process: double-strand break repair via homologous recombination. The transcript is spliced from 12 exons. Gene Ontology annotation, molecular function: DNA binding; ATP binding; ATP-dependent DNA damage sensor activity. The record is from RefSeq and is a predicted model, not a curated record. Bases 119 to 1348 code for a protein of 409 amino acids. Gene Ontology annotation, cellular component: Rad51B-Rad51C-Rad51D-XRCC2 complex; replication fork. NCBI's taxonomy places the organism in Eukaryota, Viridiplantae, Streptophyta, Magnoliopsida, Ericales, Ericaceae.
AAUCCUGAUCAGUUUCAUCAUGCAUCCUAACGUUUUCGUUCGCAUUCAAUAAAUAAUAUAUAUCCAUAAUCAAAUUAACAGCAGCAGGGGAGUAUAGUGGUAAUUUUCUCAUAAUUUUAUGGGAGGAGGAGGAGGAGGAGAAGAAAAAGUGGAAGGAUGGUUAGAAGGGGAGGAGAGUGCAAAAGCAAUGCUUUCAAGGAGGAUUACGAGGAGGGAGCGUCCCUUGUUUCUUCCUCCUCCCCUUGAUAGGGUUCCUCUUCGCUUAGGCAACGUUGUUGAGAUCGUCGGCCCUCCUCCUUCUUCCAAAACCCACCUCUUAAUACAGGCUGCUGUCAAUUGCAUUCUUCCUAAGGAGUGGAAGGGUGUGAAUUAUGGAGGCCUGGGGAAUUUAGUAAUGUUCUUUGACUUGGAUUGUCGCUUCGAGAUUUUACGCCUUUCACAAGCACUAAAGCAUCGAAUCAUGGAAGCUAAUGGAUCAAGGGCUAAUCCUAACUGGGAGCAAGGAGAUGCUGAUGCUUUCAAUUGCAACCAAAAGAAGGGCCCCGAUAUUGAGUGUGACAGAGAAUUGUUUUCCUCAUGCAUGAGACGGUUCAUGUGUGUCCGUUGUUAUGAUAGCUUAGAAUUCCUUACCGCUCUCAAGACGUUACAUUAUCAGCUCCAAAAGGAAAGAGAAACUCAUGGAGUUGAUGUUCAUUUCUUAAUGAUUGAUAGCAUUGGAGCUUUUUACUGGAUUGAUCGGGCUUCAACAUCGGUGGCCCUAAAGGGCAAUAACAGGAAAUGUCACUCUCUUCAAAGUGUGUCGGAAAGCAUAAUUCAGGAGAUCAGAAAACUUUUGCUGGUGCAUCCCAUGCUUGUUUUAGCUACAAAAGCAGCAAAUCUUGGGGAACUCAAAAGAGAUCCCUCUAAAGUAAGGGGACGGCAUCCAAAACGUUACUUUUUCUCCAAAGUUGCAAGCCAGUCCAAGUGGUCGGUCUUGUUUAUACACAAAAAACAAAGAAACAUUCCUUUUUUUAAGGAGGACAUCGCCCUAAAGGAAGACUAUAUCCCCUUUAUUUCUGCUUGUCCCCAAAAUGACAGGAAUUCCCAAAAAUGGUAUUCAGAAAAGGCCUCAGAUUUGAUAACACUGGGGAGUGGUCCUCAGAAACUUCCAUAUCGCGAAUACAUGCCUUCAAUCUGGCAGUCCUUUGUCACACACAGAGUACUUGUACAAGCUUCAGGUGAAGACAGCAAGCAUCAUAAUUCGCCAAUAUAUUUAUCACAAUGGUUGUUGCCAUCACUAAGUUUGUCAGACAAGUUCAUAGUUACAGAUGUGAGAACCCAUUUUGUGCUUCUUGUCGUUGCAUGCUGAGGUUCAAGGCAGGUGUCUCCACCUUAUAAAUGCACAUGUGCAUCCGUAUUGGAUAUGGAAUUGCGGGUAUCGCUUCUUAUUUUCGACCGCGCUCAUUAUCCCAUGUCAAAGCUGUUUUUACAUUCGUUUUGAUGUUGUUUUUCAAUUUCAAGGGUUUUAGCUACAGAUGUUCAGGUUCUGACCCUUUUACUGUUAGUUCGUUCUUUAUUCAUUACAAGGAAUUCACUUUAUGAUGCAAAUGUGUACAAGGGAAAUUACUUUGUA